This is a messenger RNA of Kalmanozyma brasiliensis GHG001, 627 nucleotides long. RefSeq lists its product as uncharacterized. NCBI's taxonomy places the organism in Eukaryota, Fungi, Basidiomycota, Ustilaginomycetes, Ustilaginales. The transcript has a single exon. The record is from RefSeq and is a predicted model, not a curated record. The coding region runs from base 1 to 627 and encodes 208 amino acids.
AUGUCGCUCAUCAAGCCCACCAACGACUUCAUCCUGUACAAAGCCGACUUUACGCUCUCGCUCAACGACUCGGACAACCCUUUGCACGCCAUCACGCGCAUGCCCAAUCUCCUUCGCACCGCCUCGCACCACUCGUUUUUCACGCUUGCGGUCGAAGUCGAUCGGGAUACCGAACAGAUCGUCUUUUCGCCCUACCUCAUGGUGAUUCCUGGCUGCACCGAGUUGGUCCGAUCCUCGUUGGAGGCGAUCGAGGGUUUUACGUCGUUGGUAGCACUCCAAUCGGAACCGGGAGAACCCUUUUCGAUGCCGUCCAACCAGGUGGUGGCCGAAUUCGAACAGUUUGAUGUCAACCAUCAGAAUCGGCGCUUCCACCUGCUUGGCAAGGUGACAAACCUCUCGCGUCUCAGAGGCGACGAGAGCGGGUGGUAUUGGAAUUUCGAUCUCGUCGAUCCACGGGGGUGUGGCGUGGCUUGCUAUUUGUACACCGAUCAUCCGGAUCAUCAGAGCGAGGGGGUCGAGGCACCUUUUGUGAUGGAAGGCGACUACGCGCUUUGUGUCAACGUCACCCCGCACGGUCGCAAUGGCGUGCGCAUCAGCGAGACGAGCGAAUUCCUCGUCUUCAAUUAG